Messenger RNA from Eriocheir sinensis (Chinese mitten crab), 638 nucleotides. Its product is annotated as cuticle protein 16.8-like. Lineage: Eukaryota; Metazoa; Arthropoda; Malacostraca; Decapoda; Varunidae. The transcript is spliced from 3 exons. The record is from RefSeq and is a predicted model, not a curated record. The coding region runs from base 63 to 443 and encodes 126 amino acids.
UUCACCACCACACCUUCUAUCACCACCUUCCUGUCACCACCACCACCACCACCACCGUCACCAUGAGAAGUGUUACAGUCCUCGUCCUCGCUGGCCUCUCUGUCUUCGCCGCUGCCCGCCCGGAGACGACCUUCAGCCAUGAGACGGACGACUCCCACCACGAGCAGCUUAUAGACGACGACAACAUCAUCAGCGGGUCGUACCGGUGGACGUCCCCCGAGGGCCUGGAGCUCUUCGUGCGGUACGUGGCUGACAAGGACGGCUUCCGGAUCGUGGAGUCCAACGUGGUCCCCGCCUCCAGCCUGGGCGUGCUUGCCGAUGGCCAGCAGGGCGCCUUCGGGGACUCGCUGGAGGAGGCCGACGAUGACGAUGAUGCUGAUGAUUCUGAUGAUGAUGAUGACUUCGAGGACAGGUUCGAGGUGGACGAUGACUUCCACCUUUAAAUGACCUGUAAAUGAUCUGUAAAUUGCCUGUAAAUGGCCUGUAAAUGACCUGUAAAUGGCCUGUAAAUGACCUGUAAGUGGCCUGUAAAUGACCUGUAAGAAGCGGCCUGUUAAUGACCUGUAAGUGGCCUGUAGAUGACCUGUAAAUGACCUGCAAAUGACCUGUAAAUGGCCUGUAAAUGACCUGUAAAUGAC